CUCUCUUUGUAGUUAUACCAUGGAAGAAAGAAAACUGGUCAUUGCUUCAAAAUGUAAAAUGACAGAAACCAAACCUGAUGAGUGCAUCAAUAAUGACUUUCUCCGUCUCUCUGAUGAAAAAUUUGAUUUUGACCUUUCACUGUCUCCUUCAAGUGAAAACGAGGACGAAGUAUUUGUUGGACCCAUGGGCCAUAAAGAGAAAUGCAUUGCAGUAUCUGUUGAAGCCUGUGAUGGGGCUAAAGGGAGCAUCUCGCCGUCACCUGCAGAUAACCUAUUGUGGAGCCCACUUGCCGAGGAGAAGUUUGCAGAGGUUGUUAAAGAAGCUCACCUCGUGGCUCUUCAGCUCCAAAGUGGAAGCAAAACUAAAAGACUCCAUGCUAACCAGGCGGGAGGUCAGAGACAUGAGUCUGUGGAGAAAUUUGUGCAAGAAUCCAAGUCCAAACUGAAAAUUUUCGACACUGGUAUUAAAGCAGAGAGAACACCCAGAGCUGUAAAGAGAGAGACAUAUUGCGUGCAGGAAAGCCCAGUAUCUCAGCUUCUGCCUUCCUUUCAGAAGCAUUCAAGGCAACUGGUACAAGUGAUGGACAACAACUUGCAUUCUCCACUAAUGCCUCGGAAAGUCUGCAGUCCUAUAACAGACAAAUUUCCCAAAUCAUUCACUGGACAGGUAGUGCAAGGUUGUGUUGACAAAGAUUAUAAAAAAUCAAGCAAGCUGCAGACUGUAAACACUUCAUAUGUGCUUGGAAGCAACUUAGCAGUGGAACAGCCAGAACAAGAUAGCCCCCAUUAUCCUUCCGGCAGGAGACACUUGAAAAGCAUGGGAUCGCUUGAAGACCUGCUCUCUAGCAAAUCAAGUAUUGUUCCCGAUGCCAAAAUCUCUUCAGUGAUACAAGACAAGAGAAGUCUUCUUACUCCUGGCAAGCGAAGUAUAAAGGCAACACAACUGAAGCCACCUAAUGAUGUUCAAAUGCGGAGGAACAUUUUAUCUUCGUCAUCAUCCUCACUUUCCAGUAUGAACUCAAGCUUGAAUUCAAGUCUGUCCAUCUCCCCUAAAAGAGGGAAAGUUAAAGCAAAUACUGUUGCAAAAACUUCUACAUGUGGAUCUGAGGUCUCCUCUGGCACAACCAAGGUAGCUAUGGUUCGACCUAUGAGGGUGUCAUCUCCGCAUGCUUCCCAUUCAGAUGCAUCUGGGAAGCAAGAGAGAUCAACCUGCGCUAUGAAAGGAAACCCGUCAGUGAAUGUAGCCAAAUACAAAGCUGCUUUUGAAUCCAAGACUUCAGGCAGUGGGAUUCGAGGAACGAGUUUGGAUCCUAGACUGCAAAAAGUAUCGCAAAAAAGCAUAACGCUAGAAAAAAGAGGCAGUUCCUGUUCUGAGAAUAAAAUGGCACCCUCCAUGAAGGAUGGUAUGUCAUCAGCAAAUGGAGCAGUGAGAGCAUUGAAACCAAUUGCGUUCCUAUUGUGUGACAAUGUUGGAAGCAAUGUUGCAGUUAGCCCACAUGUCAAACAGCUGGAAGAACAGACUAUGUUAAAUUCCUGUUCGUCCAUAAAGUCUAUCUCAACUCCUGCAAAUAUAAAACUUUCUGGAUUGCCUACACCCCUUGGCCGUCGUAUGUCAGGAAUUCCAGGAAGGACACCCAAAACUGCACCUAGAUCAUUGUCAUCACCCAACCUUCUACCUGUUCGUCAAGUUUCCAGCAAUCUAUCAAAAAAACCUUCAGCAGCUAGUUCUAGAAGGGCAGACGAAAGCAACAUACAGGCAGACAAAAAUUCAUCAACUUCUUCCACUGAAGGAGAUUUAUUUCCUCCUCAAGCUGUGUCUGUUGCACUUGAUUUUUCACCAGAGAAGGCCCCUUCACUCAAACAGGGCUUAUUUGAAAAUAAACAAACAGCUAAAGAAAUAGCACCUAAGGAGGGUUUAUUGAUAGACAUUGGGAUAGAUACAGCACUAGUUGCUCCGCUGGAAUGUGAAAAUAAGCCUCUCAUUGAUUUCUUUAAUACUCCUGAAAUGAUUAAAGCCCCUCCACUGAAGCUGACAGAACAGCUAGUAGACCUGAGCUCUCCUCUUAUUUACCUCAGUCCAGAAGGAAAUAAAGAAAAUUUGGAUUCUCCUCUAUUGAAGUUCUGAUCUUCUAGACCCCAAAAUUCACCUCUAAACUUGUAAGAGUUUCACUUAUAUGUGUGUGUUUAGCUGUCAAAGUAUUUUACUUAGGUACUGGGCAUGACAUACUUGAGAACUUUGAAAUAACUGUGCAAUGUAAACUAUGACUAUAUGAUGAGGAACAAUGUGUGACUUGUUGCUGCUAGGAAAAAUAGAAAGCUCUGGCUCUUUAAAUGCUAAAUUUUAAUGAGAUACUUUUAUUAUCACAGCUAGAAGCCUGAAUUGUGUCUAAAAUAUGCUGUUGAUAAGUUAUUAAUUGUAAAACUAAGCAAAAAUGUGUUUGGAGUUAGAAAUAUCAGGGGCUAAAAUAAAGUAAUUAAUUUUGUAUCGAUAUUGCCUUUUGUUAUAUUAAAAUCAAUAUGUAAA
Molecule: messenger RNA, 2524 nt
Organism: Heteronotia binoei (common prickly gecko)
Lineage: Eukaryota; Metazoa; Chordata; Lepidosauria; Squamata; Gekkonidae
Gene: GTSE1
Product: G2 and S-phase expressed 1
Exons: 11
Coding region: 20-2125 (701 amino acids)
Cellular component (GO): cytoplasmic microtubule; microtubule cytoskeleton
Molecular function (GO): microtubule binding
Source: RefSeq, a predicted model, not a curated record